AUGCUUGAAGCACUUAAGCAGAUCAAAGUUCCAAGGCUCCGGCGGGGAAGCAGUCUUGUAAAUGCUUGGAGCACUAAAGCAGAUCAAAGUUCCAAGGCUCCGGGUAAAACAGUGCCGUUAGAGCGCAUGUCUCAGGCCUCUUCCAAAAGGAGGUUUCAAUGUUACAAAAAACUUUUAAUCCUGAUUCAGGUGGGAAGCAGUUUAGCCAACCAAUGGGGCAUUGAGACAGAGCAACGUUCCAAGGUUUCGGGUUUGUUUGCUAAAAGGAGGUCUAGGAUGUUUAAAAAAGAACCAGUAAUCCUAAAUGAGCUGAGAAGUACUAGAGUAAAUUGAGUGAAAAUUGAGACAGGCGAAAGUUCUAAGGUUUCGG
Acanthoscelides obtectus is the source of this 370-nucleotide messenger RNA. Lineage: Eukaryota; Metazoa; Arthropoda; Insecta; Coleoptera; Chrysomelidae. The record is from the annotation of a GenBank genome assembly.